Molecule: messenger RNA, 5507 nt
Organism: Bolinopsis microptera
Lineage: Eukaryota; Metazoa; Ctenophora; Tentaculata; Lobata; Bolinopsidae
Product: protein RRP5 homolog
Exons: 32
Coding region: 232-5253 (1673 amino acids)
Biological process (GO): rRNA processing
Cellular component (GO): small-subunit processome; nucleus; nucleolus
Molecular function (GO): RNA binding; protein binding
Source: RefSeq, a predicted model, not a curated record
AAACAAACUGAGUGUAUUAUUUACAACUUUACGGUAGAUGACUCUAUUAUAACCAAUUCUAUUCAAUAAUUUUGUUUUUCAUAAUAUUAUUAUGCAUGCUACUUUUAAGUAUUUUAGGGUAUGGACUACACAUUUUAAACACAAAGAGUUGCUAUAAUGGAAUAUAGAGGUCUCAUGGUAACAUAGCUUUGAAUCUGGUGGCUCAAACUAAUAUCUGGAUCAGAGGAAGAUAUGAGCUAUGAUACAUUGGAGCUAGUUUGUUAUGUCUCCUACCGACUCUUUUUACCAGCAGUGCUGGUUGUUGCAGCCUGCAUCAGGAUCUCAAUCGUUUCUUUGGUGUGGCUCAUGUUCUUUUUGGUUGUCCCAUGUUUACCAAAGUUUUCUUUUCGCAACUGGUUAACACACAAAAGUCUGCGAGUGUACAUAAUCUUGCUGCUGAUAAUAAGCACUUUGGCGUGUUGUGGACAUGUUGUCUUUUGGGCUUUACAGUUGAGCCACAAACUGGACUUCUCUGCAACUACUCUUUGUAAUUCUACAAACAUCUUGUUAAUGAACAUCGGAUACGAAUCGCUAAGUGCAGACGUAGUGCCGAAUGUGUUGGACAGAGUAAGGUUGAUAAUGCCUGAUUUUGUUGUGUUUGUAGUGGCGGUUGUCACCACGAUACUCUGUUUCAACUCACCCGCAGCUUCCCCCGAUCAUGUUGGCAAAGGAGUGACGAUGACCCGGUUCUGGAGGACAAUAGAACCGUUUGUGACGUCACUGUGUCUGUUUCUAGCGGGAGCAGCAGCUCCCUCGCUAGUUAGUGGGGUCUACUUCUUUACCUUCAUGAUAGUGUCCACUCUUUGGGCUGUUGGUAUAAAGUUCGGUAAACUGCCGCACGUAAAGCUAUUCCUACUGGUCCUAUGUGGAGUGCAGAUAGUUACACUUUAUAUCUACCAGUUUAAAGAGGUCCACACUCAUCUUCCUCCUGACAGCUUGACCGCCAGGUUGCUAGGAUACGUGCAGUACUACACUAGGACCUGUAAGGUAGAAGGAAGCACCAUAACAGCAAACCCUCUGCACCUCCAGUUCACUGACAAGCUCCAGAUUGGGGAUUACGCGUUUAUCGUGUGUCUGACGGCCCUGUACUUCUCUCUGGGUCUCUCUGCUAGAUACAUGGCUAAGGGUUCUGCGGCGCGGGUAGGUCUGAAAGCGCUAAAGGAGAACACGCGGCGCAGUAUAAAGCGCAUGGUUAGUGUGAGUCAGCAUGGUGAAGGUGGAGUUGACAUUACCGGGGAGCAAGAACCUGGCAGAUCUUCAGAUAUCUCAGAAAAUACAAGAUCUGGGGAUGAAAUGGUGGUUUUGUACCGAAGAUCCACAUGGCUGAUAUCAACAUCAAGAACCCAGCUCUCAAGUUUUAAACAGAAUCAGAGGGUCAAAGCGAAGGUGCUGACUGUAGACCCUUCUAAACGCAGACUGACUCUAACAUUGAAACGGAGUGUCGUCAAAAACAGUACGGCAGAUGUGACAGGAUACGAGACACUUGAAAAGAACCAACAAGUAACUGGUUGGAUAGCUGCCAUCAAACAGUUUGGUAUCAUCAUGAACUUCACCUCUAAAAUCAGGGGUUUAGUACACUCAAGUGAAAUAUCCAACGUGCCAAUGACCGAGGCAGAUAUAUGCAAACUGUACAGACUCGGGCAGGUUCUUUCUUGCCGAGUCGUCCACGUGAACCCAGAGAAAGAGAAGCUGUCUCUAAGUUUGAACCUACUGGAGGAAUUUGACACUAAAAACAGCGAAGAAAAGUCCGCCAGAUGGGCUAGACGAGGACAAAUUCACUCCUGCACAGUACUGUCACGUGCUAAAGGUGUAAUCGAGGGCUUUAUAGUACAACUAGACGCUACUAAAGAAGAAGCAUUCCUCCCAACCCACCACCUAUCAGAUUACGCCACACUGUCUGAUCAGAAAACCAAACAUCUCCAGCCAGGUUCCAAGAUUGAACCAGUCCUUGUAAUCAGCAAGAAAAUGAAGAAGGUUAAUGUUACCGCCAAAUCGUCCAUCGUCUGCUGGGCCAAAAGUUUCAAGGAAAUGCCCAAAAUCUCAGACCUGUCAGUGGGAGAUUUUAUCGUGGGCUACAUCAAGGAUUUCCAAGACUAUGGCUGUUUUAUUGAGAUCGGUAACGGUUUAGUUGGGUUGUGUCCUAAAGCUUGCCUGGCUGACAAUUUCGUCAGCAACCCCAAAGAUGUUUACAGUUUAGGAGAGACGGUUAUGUGCAAGAUAACCAACAUAGAUACGGAAAAGGAGCGUUUGUUGGUCAGUUUAAAGCACUCCGACGUGGGGUCAGAACCGUCUUUAACAGGAUCUAAACUAUUGGAGGGGUAUUUCAAGGAACUGGACACAUUUGCAGAUACCGUGGACCAACCUGCGGGAUCUAUAGUGGAAUGUAACAUUGAGAGCGUAUCAGAGAAAUGGUACGAAGUAAAAGUUGGAGAAGCGCCAGUGAUGGUUGAUAGAACCUGUGCUGAGGGCGAGCUAAAGGCUGGAGAUAAGAGGAAAGGGGUUGUUUUGGAUCACAGUGCAGGAACGUAUUAUCUGUCUCUGGAGCCGGAACUGGUGGAGAGUGUCGAGGGAAGGGGAAAGAGGAAGAAGUUGACUAAAGGAGCUGAGAUGUCUGCCACUGUAGUGUUAACGACUGAAGAUUACUUUGUAGUUGUUUUACCUGGGGCUGAUCACAGGUUUGGGUACGUGCACCGCAGAGCUCAUCUCAGUGAUCAAGGAAGCAGUUACAAGGAUGUCAAGUGUGGUGAUGAACAAACAGUCACUAUCAGCAGGGACAAGAAAGGUACGAGACUGUUACUCUCAUUUGUGAGUCCCACCCCCGAAACCGUUACCACACAACCACAACUUAAGAGGAAGAGAGAAGACCAUGUUAUCAAGUUUGACGAUAUCAAUAUAGGAGAAGUUUACACUGUCACUGUUAAGAGUGUAAAGCAACUUCAGCUCAAUGUUCAGCUUAGUCAGAAGGUAAACGGAAGAGUACACAUCACAGAAGUCACUGAUUCGCCUGAACCUAGUAGUAACCCGCUCAAGGAAUACAAACAUGGCGAUAGUCUACAUGUGAAACUCAUCGGAUUCAGGCAUUCCAAGACCCACCGCUACCUCCCAAUAACUCGGACUGACUACGUGAGAUCAAUGGGGGAGUUUAGUCUACGUGACUCUGUCAUCAACUCAACUAAAGUCAGGGAAAUCAAGGAUAACGAGAAGGUCGAUGAAACAAAGGACUUGAUAUCUUCCCUAGUGGUGGGGCAGCAGAUUACUGGUUACGUGAAAUGUAUAGACCAUUCCGGUUUCCUCUGGAUAAGUUUGAGUCCAGGAGUAGAAGCCAGGCUGUGGCACACACUGACCUCUUCUGACAAGGAGGAGGUAGAGAAGUGGACAGAGAGAUUCACUGUAGGACAGUGUAUCACUGCUACUGUCUUCAGUACCCGAGAUAACAAGAUAGAUCUCUCCCUUGUUGGUGCCUUGACUGCAGAUGCCAAGUUCUGGUGCCUAGUAAAAGGAACCCUGCCUGGUAUUGGUGUAAAACUGCAGCUUACAAACAGGGACUUUGGUAUUGCUCCACUCACCGAACUUAAUGAUAACUACACUAAAGACCCAUUGUCCAAGUACCACGAGAACGACUUGGUGCAGUGUGUAGUAGUGGUCCCUCCCACUAGCACGGACAGACGUAUGACACUGUCUCUCAGGAAAUCUAGGACCAGUCAGCGCUGGAAGAAAGCCACUGGAGGUCGGAAGGCAGCUAACAAGAUUAUCAGUAACCCGGCGGAUCUUGAGGUUGACUCAGUGUACAGCGGCUAUGUUAGAUCCACUUCAGCUACUGCUGGCAUUUAUGUGUCCCUCGGAUACAACGUUACAGGACGGGUGCUUAUGAAGAACAUGUCUGAUAAUUUCCUCAAGAAUUGGGAACCCAUGUUCCCCCUUGGAAAACUCGUGAAAGUAUUCGUACUGCACACAGAUCCUAAGGUGGAAUUAAGCAUGAAAUUGUCUGACCUGAAGAAAGGAAGCAAGAAGGAGGAGGAAGAAGAGGGAGGAGAGGAAGAAGUGCAAAGAUGUCUGGACGACAUACUGCUGGAGAAAUACCAGGACUCUGAUGGUGGCAGUGAUGGUGAGACUGGUGAAGCUGAUGAGUCAGAUGAUGAGGUUAUGGAGGUGGAGGAUGCCCCCAAGAUAGUCUUCACUUCUAAGAAGAGUGUGGAUUCCACCAACGUUGAUGAAGAGAGCGUCUCGUUGAGAGAAGUCCUGGCUGAGGAGAAAGAGUCCGAUUCUGAGGAGGAAGAUGGGAGUGCUAAAACAGACGAGCCAGAAGCUAAAAAGGGGAAGAGUUUCUUAAAACGUGAAAAGAAACGAAAGAAGGAAGAAGCAGAAGAAGAGAUCAGGAAGAUAGAAAUGAAGAGUAACUCAUCUUCUCUUGAGACUGAAGACGAUUUCGAGAGGGAGGUAGCGAGUAAGCCCGACAGUGGAGCUAGCUGGGUGUGCUACAUGGCGUACUGGCUCGGACUCGGCAAUGUGGACAAGGCUAGACUCACAGCCAAACGAGCACUGGAUACCAUCAACUAUCGACUAGAAGAAGAGAAGCUGAAUGUAUGGUCGGCCCUGUUUAACUUAGAGAACUCGUUCGGUACCCACGAGGGGCUGAUGGCAGUCUGCAAGGAUGCGGCUGCUGUCAACGACAGUAAGGCUGUCUUCCUCCGGCUUGCUGCUGUCUUGGACAAGUCUAAGAAAUACCAGGAAUUGGACGACGUGUACAGCUCGGUACUGCUGAAGAAGUACAAGAGAGCGAGGAAGGUUUGGUGCAACUACUGCUCCACUCUCGCCACCCAACAACGUCUAGAUGAGAUGAGAGAGCUCCUCGCUAAAGCUCUCAAAUCCUUACCCAAACAUAAACAUAUCAGGACGAUAUGUCACUUUGCACAGACGGAGUACAAGCAAGGAGAUCCAAACCGAGGCAGCACAAUGUUCGAGAACGUUUUGACAACUUAUCCUCACAGACUGGAUCUGUGGGCGGUUUAUCUGGAUAAGACCAUUGCUCUCAAUGACCACCAGCAGUCUAGGUUGCUACUUGACAGAAUGGUUGGACUAAAACUCCCAAUAAAAAAGAUGAGGUUCUUCUUCAAACGGUACAUAGAUUUCGAAACAGCUCACGGAGAUGAAGCCAAAUUGAACAGUAUCAGAGAAAAAGCACAAAACUAUCUCAGCUCAAACCAAGACGACUAGCGGGACAUGAAAAUUCGAUUUUUAACUUAUUUUAACCGAUUUAUGAGACCUGACGUUUUACGUUUUGAUAAGGAUAGUUUUUAACAACGAUUAUUUUUAUCUAGGCUUGCCUAGAAUAACUGAUGCAGCUAACAUCUUUAAUUGAAACUUAACAGGUUUUAAGAAUCAAUAUUGUUACAUUCUAUCGGAUCGAGACUAAAGAAGCUGUUAUCAACAAAGUACAGCCUAUAUUGUAUUGGUUUAUCAUUUUAACU